This is a messenger RNA of Xyrichtys novacula (pearly razorfish), 6606 nucleotides long. The record is from the annotation of a GenBank genome assembly. Lineage: Eukaryota; Metazoa; Chordata; Actinopteri; Labriformes; Labridae.
GGCUCUCUGGUCACACUCAGCGAACAUGGCGGCAAUGUUGGAACAAACAGCCGAACUGUAGUGCCAUCAAAAUGAGGUAAGUUUUGACUUGCGGAAAGAGAUACAAUAUCCCACCACCUUCGCUAAACUCUUACUGGUGGCUGUAACACACAUUUGCUGUCAGAUAAUUUAAUUCGAUGUAUUUUUCUUUGCAGUUUCAGUGUUUGUGGAUUCAGGCAGCGGUCUGAGAAAACUUUGUGGCAACUACUCAAACUUCUUAACCAUUAUCAGGCAGUGCCUCAUCUUCAACAGAUCAUCAUAGUCUGGAAUUGUAGCAACAAACCAUAUGGAAAUUUUUAUCACUUGACAGCAUGUUGUCCUCCACAUGCUCGCAACACAGUUUGUGUAUUAGUUAAUGAUGGACUCCUAGUGUUCAUUUUUCAGGUUAUAUCCCUAUGAUAGUCCAGAUUUAAUUGUAAAAACACAUUUCCUUUUCAAACAAAUGCAAAGGAAGGACCUCUUUCUGUUUCAUAACAUUUUUAAAGCCUGUAUGGAGUUUGUUAAAGAAUGAUGUCAGCAUACCCUGUGUCAUAAUGGCAAACACAGAGUCCAUUGUAAGGGAUUUGUCCUAUAUAUGUGUUAAUCUCACUGUCUAUGUGUUAAUCUCUUCAUAUGCAGGUCCCUCCGUUGCUGCAGGUUUCCCAGGCGGAUUUAUAUAUUUUGGCCAAUCCUACUGCUACUCCUGGUUGGUGCGGCCCUGACAGCCCUGCUUCCCCCACCUGAAGACCCAGGAGGCCUGGGUGUCCUCGGAGUGCUACGGCGGGCCACCACUCGUAAAGAAAAACCUGCAGAGAUCCACAAUGCUGCCAGUGAAGAGAAGGAGCAGAGAUUUACCAUUGUUAUCCAGACUUACAACCGCACAGAUGUUUUGCUCAAACUCCUUAACCAUUAUCAGGCAGUGCCUCAUCUUCAACAGAUCAUCAUAGUCUGGAAUAACAUCGGGGAAGAGACACCAAUGAAGUUGUGGAGCUCUUUGGGACCUCAUCCUGUUCCUGUAGUCUUCAAGGAGCAGAUUAGCAAUAAGAUGCGCAACAGAUUACAACCAUUCUCUGAGAUUGAUACUGACGGUCAGUUUAUCUAUCAGCUCAUCAUUUAUGUAAAAAAACAUACAGACAUCCAAAUUCUAUCAUAUUUCUCCCCCAUCAUGAAUUUGAUGGUUUGUUUUGUUUCUUAGCUGUCCUAAUGCUGGAUGAUGACACCCUAGUCAGUGUUCCUGACAUCAGUUUUGCCUUCUCAGUCUGGAAGGUAAUUCCAGGGAUAAUAUGAAAGAAAUACAGUUUUGUUUAUCUUGAUAAUUAACUUGGUUAUUCUUUGCACUUGAUCAUACAAAAAUGGCAGCUAAAACCCUUUUUUUCUAUCUAUUUACAGCAAUUUCCAGGCCAGAUUGUUGGGUUUGUCCCACGAAAGCAUGUAGCAACACCAAGUGGGGUGUACAGUUAUGGCAGUUUUGAACUGCAGGACCCAGAAAAGGCUGGAGGUGACAUGUAAGUAGAGUAUUUUCGUCACAAAAAUCUACAUCUGCUGCUUUUUUGGAUUAGUUAUGAAUUAAUGUGACAAUAUCUGUCUGCUGUUUUAUUUUAAUCCACUUUACAGGUACUCCAUGGUGCUGAUUGGUGCUGCUUUCUUCAACAGACGCUACUUGCAGCUUUUCCACGAACAACCUCAAGCAGUGCAUGCACUAGUGGACGAAACACAAAAUUGCGACGACAUUGCCAUGAAUUUUGCUGUCGCACUACAUUUGCGAAAAGAAUCAAAGUCUUCAGGCAGCUUUGACAGACCAUCUGGAGUCUUUGUUAAACCCGUGGACCUCAGAAACUUGGAAAAAGAGGCUAGCAGUGGAUACCAGGGUAUGUGGCAUCGUCCUGAACACCUUCUUCAGAGAUCUUACUGCCUGAACAGGCUGACACAGAUCUAUGGCUCCAUGCCACUCAGCUUCUCCAACCUGAUGGUGUCUCAGUUUGGCUUUCCAAGCUAUGCUAACCACAAGACCAGAGGCUAAGGAGCUGCCUCACUGCAGGCCUCUACGGGUUGGAAGUUGAUGCUCUCAGGUUGCAGUCUGGUAAGUCAGAGUCUUGUUAGUUUUAUUUCACCCAUCUUGGCUAAAUACCACUUCUGUCACCAAAUUAACAGGAUGAAUUUACCACGUUUCCCUCACAUAUUUCCCUCCUGCUUUUUUAUUUCAUAGUACUGGGCAGUUUCAUGAACAUUCCACCACAAACCAAGAGCAUGGACUGUCAAAGACUUUUCUACACACAGUCCAGACUGAUUAAACGUCCACAUUUAAAAAGGUAAACUGUCUGUUGUUACCAAAGCUACCUUUACCUUCAUUGUUUACAGCUCUCAGUGGAUUUAAGUGCAGCUAUCCUAUAACCAACAUAACUCAGUCUGACAUCUGCUGCUUGGAUUAAUUGUCUUGUAAAUUUAUGUGCAGUAUUAAAAUACCAAAAUGCAGGUCAACCAAUAUGGUUUUUAUAAAGAUAUAUUUCUAACUUUUUUUUACAGAGUUUGUCACUCUCGUAGGGAAUUUUUGUGCUAAAAGUUUAAAUUAAAGUUGAAUAAUAGGGCCAUUCUUAUUUUACAUAGUGCCAAAAAUAAUAAAAGUGCAGCACUAAUUAUCAGUUAUGCUUAUUCUCAAACUUAGCUUAUGAUUAGGUGCAGAUCUAUGCACGCAGAGACAAUCUUUUUUUUUUUUUAAAUGUGUACGUGUGUCCAGUUUGUAGGACUGUAUCGUGAUUCAGUCAAAUAAAAACAUCAAUUUUCUCUUCUACCAUCAUUUGUGAAUGAAUUCAUUGCUACAGUAUUUGUUAAAAACUAAUAAUUAUGUACAUCUUAGGUCAAUAUCUUAAAAGUACUGGAUGACUUGAGAAUCGGUUGAUGGUGCUGGACCCAGCAGGGACAGUGGUCUUAAUCCAAAUACUUUAAAAAGCAUCCUUUGGUUUGUGUGGCUACACAGCAAAAUUUAUAACAUAUUGAUUUAUGUCUUCUGACAGUACAUCUCUUUAACAGCGUUUAUUUUAAGACCAGAUUGAGAUGAGACAACUUUUUUAAAUACUCAGUAUUGACCAAAUAGUAUUGUCAAAAAUAACUCUGUUAAGUCUUUGGAACAGAAAUACGAAAAAAUGGACAUGUAACUCUUACUGCUUUAACUCCAGUUUAAUGAGAACAUAAGCCAGCCCUCAGCACUGUACACUGCACUGAAUUCAGCAAAUAAUUUGAUCACUGAAUUGUGUCAGCAUACAGUUCUUAAUACAACUGCUUUUACAAAUAUAAACAGGAAAAAACAACAUAUGGACAACAAGUGUGAUGUGUUUAGUGUCUUCAGAGGUAGCAGAGAGAUGAUAUUGUAGUUCCUUGACAUUGAGGUCCUUGUAGGGCAGGAGAUCUUACAGUAUCAGUCUACAAAGUAAACAUCUGGAUUGCAACACAAGGUGUGACCUUUUAACCUAUUCUUUUACAUGUCAAUUUCCUGCACACUGUCAAAUCAGCUCAUGCUUAUUACAUACCCUCAGUGAAAAACUAUAUUUAUUAUUAAAGAAUAAAAUCCAAGUCUUCACUGGUGCAAAAAGGAGUUUGUGUAUAUCCUGAGAUAGCUCUAGACCCCAGUUCUUUGUAAAGCAUCAGAGAGACCAUCUAAAAGUCUCAUCGUGGUCCAGGUCCAGCACCGCUGACUCCAGGUCCACCUCCUGGCCUGGAUCCACCGGAGACUGGUGAGCGCAUGUCAUGCCACAGCUUCACAAGAGGCUCUCUUUUCCUCCAAAUCAAUUUGUGACCAUACGCCACAUACCAUCUGUGGGAAAAGAUAUAUGGAGAGUAAUAACAUGUUCUCACUGUGGGACAAGACAGCAGUCUGGGACAGCUCAGGAACACCCAAUUUAAGACGAUCUAAUUACAACUUUAUCAAACAGAUCAGUGAGAUUAUAACUCAGCAUUAAGCAACAUUACAGUGAGUUGUUAAUUUUAAUGCAAUAAUUUCAUAAUACCAACCAAAAUAUAUUUAAGAUCAAUUAUUCCAACUUGUUUUAGACUUUUGUGAAGUGAAACAGGGAAGUUUUUCAAACACAUACUCUCGGGAAAGCAAAAACCAACUUCUUCUGGGUCUUACUAGUUUAGAAUUGUUGACUGAUUUAUUUCCUGUUUAUUUCAUGUUAUCAUUGGUAUCAUCUUCGUCGAUACCAAUGUCGAUACCUUUGUCUAUCGUCACCAGGAUUUAUAUAUUUGAUACAAAAUAAGUCAUUAAAUAAAUGAACCCAUACUACUGCAACUCUUAAGACAUGCCAACACAGGUCAAAAAGUGGAGCUGAAUUGAGCUUUGGUUGAAUGCCUGACCAAUGGGCCAAGGCUCCACCCUGUGUUCAAAGUCAGAAUUACAUGCAAUAAUAAAAAUGUGUUCCCAUAUGAACCACAAAGAUUGAGGCUCGUACUCAAAUUAAAUAUAGACAGGAAAUAGAAAUCUUAUAAUUGGAGUGUGCACCACAUUUCCCCAAUAUGACCAGCUCAUGUACUCAGAUGGCUGCUUGCUUGAAAACUAGACACUUCAUUCAUAUUUCUCUGAUUAUUCAACACAUCUUAAAAUUGUCAACCAACUCUAGUGCAAACCACUGACCAACUGUGAUACUUUGCUUGGAAAGCUGCAGAAAAUGCAUGUGUGUUGAAAACUAACGAAGCAAAGCGUCUUCUGCUGGUCAACCUGUAUUUUUAUAAUCUGCUCCAAGUGUUUUCUACACUUCAUCAGAAAACAUGAGCAGUCAUACUAUGGAAUAUUUGUGUGAAGUGCUCAUCUCUUGUUCUAAUAUUUUGAACACUUAGAUCAACAGUAUAAGAAUAAUAUUUUUUCUUAAAUAAAAUUCAGUAAAUACAAUACAUUAAAUAAUUUUUACAUCACUUACACUCCAAAGAGAGCUCCACCAAGGUGAGCUGCGUGAUCGAACAGCCGCCACCCCAGAAUGAGCCCCGCUGUAUCCAUGGCAAUGAGCGUCUUCAGUGCCUAAUGACGGAUGACAAACCACACAUUGAUUGCACCCAUGCCCUGCAGUAAAUCUACAACAACUGUCCCUCUAUCAAGCAUUCAGACAUGCAUACUUAAACAUUCACUCACACACAAUGGACUUUGUUUGUUUUGCUCAUGCACAGAUUUACGUUACCUGUCUGCAGCAAAAAUACAACAUGUUUAUUGAUAACCCAACUAUUGUAAUGUACAGGUACACUCAACAGGAGUAGCGAUGCAAAACAAGAAAAUAGUACACAUACAUUAAGACUGUAUGACUUACAUUUCCUGCUGUAAAAGUGACCAUGGGGAGGAAGAUGAUGCCUAGUUUGGCCUCUGGCACCUUCGCACAGACUGCAGCCAGCACUGCCAUGACAGCACCUGACUAUUGACCACACAGAGAUUCAAUUAAAACAAUUACUGUGAUUGUACUGUUUUUGUUCAGUGUGAUAAAGAUUUAAGAAAAUAUUUUACCGCUCCUAAUGAUGGAUAGAGACGUCCAGUGGCUGUUUUGCACAUGUAGCUAACCAUAGUGGAAAUCACACCUAAAAACACACAUUGUUGUUUACUCUAAGUUAACCUGCUAUUAUCUAAUACUGUGUUAAAUAUUCAUAAACUUCACUUUUAUUCAGCUGCAUAUAGAAAGACCACUCUCAAAUAUUUUAGCCAACUCACCAGCAGACAUGUAGACUGCAAGAAACUGCUCUUUUCCUAAAAGAGAGACAAUUCCUGAUGAGAAUGUCCACAGGACAUACAUGUUGGCUACCAUGUGGAUGAUGGAGUAGUGGCUGAAGGAUGACAAGAUCAUGGGAAGGCAACGCGUUUCUGGGAACAGAGAAAAAUGGAAGACAAGACAAGGAUAACCUUUAUUGGUCCUGGGUAAGUGUCAUGUACUAUUUAUUUAACUAUUUCACGAAAAAAGGAAGAAUAGGUCUACCUACUGGAGGCAGGGUUGGAUGUGAAGUACUUAACCAUGCUUCUUUGCAUAGAUGGAAUCCGCCAGCAACACAGGACAAUGGCAUUGACAGCAAUGAUACCUGGGAAAAUAUUUAGGAAAGCUCAGAACUCUAAAGAAACAGUUAGGGUUAAUUUGCAUAAGAUUAUAAAGCCUUAAUUUUUUUUCCAGUAAAAUAAGUUACCCGUGACUGUUCUCUGUCCCUCUGAAAGGCUGCUCCAGAAGUCAUCCACCAUAGACAUCAUGAGGAUGAGUUGUCGCUGGAAACUGGACAGCUGGUUCCACCAGUCAUGCCAGUAAGCCAUAUCCUGAGAGCCCUGGUGAGACAUUUAAAGCUGUGUUGUCCAGAGAGCUGAUGGCAGCUGAUAAAUCUAGAAGUUUUGAAUAUCAACAUGUUUACCUGAACUAAUUUUUCUGACUCCUCCUCUUCUUUAGCGGACUGAACUCUCGACUUCAAGGUCUCAUACUGCAGAAUCGCGGCAGCACCAAAGGAGCAGCCUGUAAACUAACAUGGAGUCAGAAAACACCCAACAAACACCUUCCUAAUGUCCCAAGACUCACUGGUAUGUGCAUACAUCUGUUUUUAUUUUUAUAUUUAAAAUAUUAAAAGACCUACCCCUACAGUGAA